Molecule: messenger RNA, 1094 nt
Organism: Centruroides sculpturatus (bark scorpion)
Lineage: Eukaryota; Metazoa; Arthropoda; Arachnida; Scorpiones; Buthidae
Gene: Ercc1
Product: DNA excision repair protein ERCC-1-like
Exons: 9
Coding region: 89-1012 (307 amino acids)
Biological process (GO): meiotic mismatch repair; UV-damage excision repair; mitotic recombination
Cellular component (GO): nucleotide-excision repair factor 1 complex; ERCC4-ERCC1 complex; nucleus
Molecular function (GO): single-stranded DNA binding; damaged DNA binding
Source: RefSeq, a predicted model, not a curated record
UGGUGGUUAAUGUUUCGAUAGAAUUUAAAAGAUAUAAUAACUUUACAUUAGUCGCAUUACGAAAAUAAAAACGGUUUAACGGUGUAAGAUGGACGAAACGUUCGAAUUACCCGAUUUAGACGAAAUCGAAGAAGAAAGCAUUCCCACCCAUUUUAAACCUGGUGAAAUUUUAAAAAAUAUAGAAGCAGAAAAUGAAGCAAAGAAACAGAAAUCAUCUAAAUCUGAUCCACAAGAAACCAAUGAAAUGCAACAAAAAACAAAUGCGUCGUCAUCUUUGUCUUCGGCUUUUGAAAAUGCUUUUGGCCAUUUAAAGAACUCAAAAUACUAUGAAGAUCCAUAUUUGUCUGCACCUUCCAGUACCAAACAAGCAGCAGAAAAGUCAGUUGAAAAAAUUGCACCAAACAAGAAUUCCAUUAUUGUUAAUUCUUGUCAACGUGGAAAUCCUCUUUUGAAACACAUACGCAACAUUCCUUGGGAGUAUGGAGAAAUCGAGCCAGAUUACAUCAUGGGAAAGACAACUUGUGCUCUUUACUUAAGUUUAAAGUAUCAUAACUUGUAUCCGAACUACAUACACGAGAGAUUAAAAUCAUUAGGUCGCUCUUAUGAGUUACGUGUCUUAUUGGUUCACAUCGACGUUAUUGAUCCACAUCCAGCAUUAAAAGAAUUAUCCCAGAUAGCUAUAUUAGCUAAUUGCACUCUCAUGUUAGUUUGGAGUUCAGAAGAAGCAGGGAGAUACAUAGAAACUUAUAAAAUUUUUGAAAAUAAAUCUCCAGAACUAAUCAUGGAGAAGCAAGAUAAUGAUAGAUACUCUCAAUUGAUUGAUUCCUUGACUUCUGUGAGAUCCGUAAAUAAAACUAAUGCAGUAACCUUAUUAUCAAUAUUUGGAACAUUAGAAAAUCUUUUGCAAGCAACGUCUGAAGAAAUAGCUCUGUGUCCUGGAAUGGGACCACAAAAAGCAUCUCGACUUCACGACGUUUUCCAUCAACCAUUUUUGAAAGCAAAGAAGUCUUGAAUUGUUGGCACUCUAAAGAAUAUUUUUUUAAACCAAAGAUAUGUACAGUAUAAUAAUCUCAUGGCUGACUAGUUUUAUCUGG